UUGGCUCUGAGAUCCAUGAAGCUUUACAUACGCCACUCUGUGGAUGAAUUCAGGGUUGCAUUUUGUUUGCAGAGUAAGAGGAAAAAGAGGAGAGAGAUAAAGGAAUCAACCAUGAAGCUUCCUGGUGUUAAUUAUGAAUUACAGAAGAUUUUGGAUGCUAACAUGGAUGAAGUUUCUUCUAGAAGGCGUGCUCGUGAGGCCAUCAAAGAUAUUCAGCUUGGAAUUGAUCAUAUACUGUUUAAGGCUCCAUGUGAAGGACUAAUAAUGAAAGAGUGGUAUGAGAAGAACUCAAGGGGUCUAGAAAUCUUCUGUAAAAGUUGGCUUCCUCCUGAAUCUAGGCCCAAAGCAACAGUGUUUUUCUGUCACGGUUAUGGAGACACUUGCACUUUUUUCUUUGAAGGAAUAGCUAGAAAUUUGGCAUCAUCUGGAUAUGGAGUUUUUGCUAUGGAUUAUCCAGGAUUUGGUCUUUCAGAAGGUCUACAUUGCUAUAUUCCCAGUUUUGAUAGGCUUGUUGAUGAUGUUAUUGAGCAGUACUCGAAAAUCAAAGAAAAUCCAGAGUUCCAUUCUCUUCCCAGCUUCCUAUUUGGGCAAUCUAUGGGUGGAGCUGUUGCAUUAAAGAUACACUUGAAACAACCUAAGGCAUGGGAUGGUGCCGUUCUUGUUGCACCUAUGUGUAAAAUUGCAGAUGACAUGGUUCCACCAAAGUUGGUCACUCAGAUCCUGAUUGGUUUAGCCAAAGUUCUUCCAAAGCAUAAGUUAGUUCCUCAAAAGGAUUUAGCAGAGGCAGCUUUCAGAGAGAAGAAGGGACUGACAGCCUUUAAUGUUAUUGCUUACAAGGAUAAACCGCGCUUAAGGACAGCUUUAGAAAUGCUUAAUACUACAGAAGAAAUAGAACGGCGAUUGAAUGAAGUCUCUCUACCAAUAUUUAUUCUUCAUGGGGAGGCUGAUAUUGUGACUGAUCCAUCAGUGAGCAAAGCCUUGUAUGAGAAAGCAAGUUGUUCAGACAAGAAGCUUAAGCUUUACAAGGAUGCAUACCAUGCUCUUCUUGAGGGUGAGCCUGAUGAAACAAUAAUGCAAGCUUUAGGUGACAUCACUUCAUGGCUAGAUGAACACAGCUUGAAACAUACUCAACCUUCCUCUUAAUACUGAUUACUUUCACUAUCUUUCGAUUCAAAACAAGUACAUUCAGAUUGUUUUCAGCUAAGGGAAAAAAAGAAAGUUGCUAUUGCUUCUAUAAAAGUAACUAGAGCAUCAAAUUUUAAAGUUGUUAGUUCUUCACAAUAUUAGUUAAUUACUAGACCUUGGCCAUGUUUUCUGUGAAUAAUAUAUAAUGUUUAUAUCUUUACAUAAGCAAAAAAGAAAUAUAGUGGGAACACAAAAAUAAUGGCUUUUAUGCCUGCUCUGGGGAAAGAGAGGGGAAGAGGCUGAUUAAGGCUUAACUAGGAACCUCCUUUGUUUGAUAUGGUGUAUAUGUGACUGCAUGGUAUAGCUUUUCCCAUUAUAAUAUUGUAUU
This is a messenger RNA of Gastrolobium bilobum, 1513 nucleotides long. RefSeq names its product caffeoylshikimate esterase. The transcript is spliced from 9 exons. The coding region runs from base 16 to 1143 and encodes 375 amino acids. Gene Ontology annotation, molecular function: lipase activity. Gene Ontology annotation, cellular component: membrane. The record is from RefSeq and is a predicted model, not a curated record. Lineage: Eukaryota; Viridiplantae; Streptophyta; Magnoliopsida; Fabales; Fabaceae.